UUAUUCUCCUGGUCCAUACAUAUGAGACACUUGCCCGUAUACUACCUAUGCCCCAAGACCCACCGAAGACUACCACCAAGCAAUCGUCACAAUGAGAUCAAUACUUCUCAUGCUUCCCGUAUUGGCCUUGUGUGCUAGUGCACAAACUCUCCCGAAGUCUUCAGCCAGCUCCGAUUCUUGUCUUCGACGCGGAGCUCUUUGCGUGUCUAUCGCAGGCUCUAUAGGGACCUGCUGUCCGGGACUGGAAUGUGCCAUCGACCCUCACGUGUCAGAUACAGGAAUUUGCCGAUGAGCUCGGGUUGCUCAAGGUGUAUUCCGGUAUCAAGAUGGGAUGAUGGUUCUUGGCCGCGAUUGGCUCUAAUUAACUGUCAUACAUAAAUGAGUGAGAUGACAAGAUUCAAAAGGCUGAGCGGGGUGUAUGUAGUUUAGAAGCGAAACCAGGUAUGUCCUCGUAUGGGUGUCACUGGUGUUCAAGACACGAGUCUGCCAAAUCAAGUAACCCGUUUGUGUUACCCUAUUCGUAUUCAUGGUCCUGUGUAUGUUAUUGUGUUUGUGGGAGCAGAUCUCCACACCAAAUUUGAUCUUUGAUGUGAAAUUGUUGAACCAGGUCGGCUUGAACGCAGGGGAAAGAUAGCAACGGUUUGGCAGGUCUAUGGCAUAAAAAGCAUCUUCAAUACUAUAAAAUCAAAUGGGCACUUACUACCCAGUUGGGAUUGGAACCUAAAGAGUGCGAGCACUCCAUUAGUAAUAAAAUGACACUGAUGAUGGCAUGUCCACGACUACAUUGAGCCGUUGUUGGUCAGAAUCCAUUCUGAUAGCUGGAUAGAAUGCUGAUAUUGAAA
Molecule: messenger RNA, 842 nt
Organism: Aspergillus caelatus
Lineage: Eukaryota; Fungi; Ascomycota; Eurotiomycetes; Eurotiales; Aspergillaceae
Exons: 2
Coding region: 92-292 (66 amino acids)
Source: RefSeq, a predicted model, not a curated record